UUAUUAUUAUUAUUAUUAUUAUUAUUAUUAUUAUUAUUAUUAUUAUUAUGGUGUAAUUCAGCUUCUGAAUGUAAAGGGAUCUAUGAUACUAUAUUAUUGUUAUUAUUAUUGUUAUUAUUAUGGUUGAAUCCCCCUCCUGAGUGUAUUAUUAUUAUUAUAAAUUGCUCAUGCUCUCUGUAUACAGCAAGGGAAUCCUUUCGCGCAUGCUCUGUAUGGGUAUAUAGCAAAGGAAGCCUGCGCAUGCGCUGUGUAUAUAACAGAGAAAGUCUCUGCGCAUGCGCUUUGUCUAUAGCUCUGGAAGCCAAUUGCUCUGUAUAGCGGGGAAAGCCUUUGGCGCAUGCUCUGUAUGUGUAUCGGGCAAAGGAAGCGUUUUGCGCAUGCUCUGUAUGUGUAGCUCGCAAAGGAAGCCUUUUGCGCAUGCUCUGUAUGUGUAGCUCGCAAAGGAAGCCUUUUGCGCAUGCUCUGUAUGUGUAGCUCGCAAAGGAAGCCUUUUGCGCAUGCGUUCUGUAUAUAACGGAGGGAGCAGUGAAAGUGAAUUGCUCAUGCGCUCUGUAUAGAAUGGGAAGCCUUUUGCGCAUGCUCUGUUUAUUACAAGGGAAGCCUUUUGCGCGUGCGCUGUGUGUAUUUACAGCGGUGAGGGAACUACUGCUUCAGAGCCCUUCUGCGCAUGCGCUUUUCCUGAAGUCUGCCCCUUUCCACGCGUGCGCAGUGAGGAAAAAAAAAAAGAUUGGGGCUGUAUGUCUUUCGGGCUGCCUCCUCCUCCGAGUUGGCGCGUGCGCAAUGCAGGGAAGGGGGGAAAAAAAAGGGGCCACGGGAGCGCAUGCGCAGUGGCGGCCGGAGGAGGCGGAGGGAGGGAGGGAUGCGGACGGGGCUAAAAUGGCGGCCUCGUCGAACAACCCGCGGAAAUUCAGCGAGAAAAUCGCUCUCCACAACCAGAAGCAGGCCGAGGAGACGGCGGCCUUCGAGGAGGUCAUGAAGGACCUCAGCCUGACCAGGGCCCACCGGUUACAGCUUCAGAAAAACCAGUAUCUGCAGCUGGGCCAGAGCCGGGGCCAGUACUACGGGGGGUCCCUGCCCAAUGUCAAUCAGAUUGGGAGCAGCGCCAUGGACUUGCCCUUUCAGACUCCGUUCCAGUCCUCGGGCUUGGACACCAGCCGCACCACGCGGCACCACGGCCUGGUCGACCGGGUCUACCGCGACCGCAACCGCCUGGGCUCCCCGCACCGGCGCCCGCUCUCCGUCGACAAGCACGGCAGGCAGGUGGACAGUUGUCCCUACAGCACCGUCUACUUGUCCCCUCCUUCGGAUACCAGCUGGAGAAGGACCAAUUCGGAUUCCGCCCUGCACCAGAGCACGAUGACUCCGGCCCAGGCCGAGCCCUUCUCCGUGGGUUCGCAAGACAUGCAGCAAAAAAGAGUUCUAUUGCUGAGCGUCCCGGGCAUGGAGGAAGAGGCCUCGGAGGCAGACAAGAGCCUUUCCAAGCAAGGCUGGGAGGCCAAAAAGGCGGGAUCCUCCAGGCCAAAGUCCUGCGAAGUCCCAGGAAUCAACAUCUUCCCGUCGGCCGACCAGGAGAACACUACCACGCUGAUCCCGGGCGCUCACAACACGGGCGGCUCUUUGCCGGACCUGACGAACAUCCACUUCCCCUCGCCCCUGCCCACGCCGCUGGACCCCGAAGAGGCCCCCUUCCCCUCCCUGAGCAGCUCCAACAGCACCGGGAACCUGGCCGCCAACCUCACGCACAUGGGCCUCAGCACCGCCAGCCAGGGCAUGACCACCACACAGGCCUCUUCCCAGCAGUCGCUCAACACGGACGGGAGGAGGAACCAGGCCCAGCAGGGCUCGCCCUCCCUCUCGCCCCUCUCGCCCAUCACUCAGGGCCUGCUCACUAGGUCCGGCCUUUUGGAGGAGAUGCUCACUCUGUUCUCCGUCUCGGCCUGCGAUCCUCCCGCCCUCUCCCCGCUGCAGGCCGUGGCCAUGGACGCGCUCUCCCUGGAGCAGCAGCUCCCGCCCUACCCCUUCUUCACCCAGACCAGCCCCACUCCGACCCAGCAGCAGAGCCAGGGCGCCAACGCCGGCCAGGCCAUGCAGACCUCCGGCUUGCAGCGGGGCGUCCAGCUGCCCCCGCUCUCGGUCAGCGUCCCCUCCACCAUCCCCCAGUCGCCGCCCGGAAGCCAGACCCAGACCUCCAUGGGCAUCGACAUCAGUUCGGGCUCCCUCCAGCAGUACCGCAGCAAUGCCGGCUCCCCGGCCAACCAGUCUCCCACUUCUCCCGUCUCCAAUCAAGCUUUCUCUCCUGGAAGCUCCCCCCAACAAACGUCCAUCCUGGGGAGCGUCUUCGGAGACUCCUGUUACGAUCAGCAGAUGACGGCCAGGCAGGCAAACGCCUUGUCCCACCAGGAUUGCUCCUUCCUCCAGCUCGAGCAGUUCAACAUGAUUGAGAACGCCAUCAGCUCCAACAGCCUCUACAGCCCCUGCUCCACCCUCAACUACUCGCAGGCCACCAUGAUGGGCCUCACCGGCAGCCACGGCAGCCUCCAGGACGGCCCGCCUCUCAGCUACACCAGCCACGGAAACAUCCCCAACAUCAUCCUCACAGUGACGGGGGAGUCUCCGCCCAGCCUCUCCAAGGACCUGACCAGCUCCCUGGCCGGGGUCGGGGACGUCAGCUUCGACUCGGAUUCCCAGUUCCCUCUGGACGAACUCAAAAUCGACCCCUUGACCCUGGACGGGCUGCACAUGCUCAACGACCCAGACAUGGUCCUGGCCGACCCGGCCACAGAGGAUACCUUCCGGAUGGACCGGCUGUAGCGGGCGGAGUACUGGCUGAAAAGGAAGGAAGUCAGGAAGAUAGAGAGUUAACGGACAGGAAGGAAGGAAAGAUCGAUCCUAGAAGGCAGAAUAGAGGUAGGAAGAUACAAUUCGAUCCCUCCCGACAGAUAGCCAUGCAGUUCAACCAGAUCACUAUCCAGUUCGCCUUCCUUCUGCCAGGUAGGGACACAACAAUAAUAAUAAUAAUAAUAAUAAUAAUAAUAAUAAUAAUAAUAAUACCUGUGUCCCAGUGCACUUUGUGAAGUUUGCCGGGCAGGAAGACACAAUCCAAGCCCUCCUGACAGAUGGCCAUCUAGCCCCUGUUUCGAAACUUCCUCCUCCUCAUUAUUAUUAUCAGAGAGUAUUAAUAUUAUAAUAUAUCAUAAUAUAAUAUUACAAUUUUAAUGUUAUAAUUAUAACAUUACAAUAUUAAUAUUAUAAUUAUAAUAUUACAAUAUUAAUAUAAUAUUAAUAUAACAAUAAUAAUAUUUUAAUAUUAAUAUUGUAUACAAUAUUAAUAUAACAAUAAUAAUAUUAUAAUAUUAAUAUUGUAAUAUUAUAAUAACCCUAGAGUUUGAAGGGAUUCCUAACAGCCCUCCAUCCUGUCCAGCCUGGAAGACACAAUCCAAGCCCUCCUGACAGAUGGCCAUGUAGCCCCUGUUUCGCAACCUCCAGGAAAGGAGACGUCGUCCUCCUCGUUAUUAUUAUCAGAAUUAAUAUUAUAAUAUAUAAUAUUAUAAUUAUAAUAUUAAUAUUACAAUUGUUUCAAAACCUCCAGGAAAGGAGAUGUUGUCCUCCUCAUUAUUGUUAUCAGAGAGUAUUAAUGUUAUAAUAUAGUAUAAUAUUAUAAUUAUAAUAUUACAAUAUUAAUAUUAUGAUAUUAAUAUUAAUAUUGUAAUAUUAUAAUUAUAUAUAUAUGUGUGUGUAUGUAUGUGUGUGUGUAUAUAUAUAUAUAUAUAUAUAUAUGCAAUUGUUUCAAAACCUCCAGGAAUGGAGACGUCGUCCUCCUUAUUAUUAUUAUCAGAGAGUAUUAAUAUUACAAUAUAGUAUAAUAUUAUGAUUAUAAUAUUACAAUAUUAAUAUAAUAUUAAUAUUGUAAUAUUAUAUAUAUAUAUAUUAUAUUAAUAUUACAAUUGUUUUGAAACCUCCAGGAAAGGAGACGUCGUCAUUAUUAUUAUUAUUAUUAUCAGAGAAUAUUACUAUUAUAAUGUAUAUUAUAUAAUAUUAUAAUAUUAUAAUACAUAAUAUUAUAUAUAAUAUUUAAUAUUAUAUAUUAUAAUCUUAUAUAAUAUAUUUUAAUAUAUUAUAUAUAUAACAUAAUAUAUAUAAUAUAUUAUAAUAUAUUAUAUAUAUUAUAUAUAUAUUAUAUAAUAUAUAUAUAAUAUAUAUAAUAUAAUAUAUUAUAUAACAUUAUAAUAUUAUAUUAUAUUACAAUAUUAAUAUUAUAAUUAUAAUGUUACAAUAUUAAUAUCAUAUUCAUAGUACAAUAAUAAUACUAUAUUAUUAAUAUUAUAAUAUUAUACAACCCUAGAGUUGGAAGGGACUCCCAACGGCCCUCCAUCCAGUCCAGGCUGGGGGGCACCAUCCGAACCCUCCCGGCAGAUGGCCAUCUGGAGACUGGUUGAAACAUUGCUGUCAUACCUUUCAGUCCGUAUUUAUCGUAACCUUUUAGCCGUUAGAGAUGUCCAGAGUUGUCCGCAUUGGGAAAUUUUCGGCCUUGGCGCAUUUCUCCCCCCGGUUGUUACGCUUCUUGGCUGACGGUUCGAAACCACUCUCCCGUUUUUGGGACUGCGCAUCGUUGUUUUCUAUCGAACCCCGAGGACUCGUGGAAUGAUUUUCACCGAUAUAUGCAAAUCCUACCGUUUUAUUCGGGGUGGGUGUGGGUGGGGGGGGGGGUAUCGCUCGAGGUAAACUCCCCGAAGCUUAAUUUAUUGUGGCUUUUCUCUCUCUUGGCAACAAAAUAUAUAUAUAUAUAUAUAUACAAGGAACCCCCGAAAGUGGCUUUGUAAGCAUUGCGCGUGUGUGUUUCGUUCCUUUUUUAUUUUCGCGACGAUGUGGGGGAAAAAAAGCAGUGUAUGUACAUUCUUUUCGAUAUAUUAUUAUUAUUAUUAUUUUGGUCCGUUUCCUUUUUGUUGUUGUUGUUUUUUUUCUUCUCGAUCUCCCCACCUUUUUGUCUUUGUAACUUUGCAUUCUUUGUAAAUGACAUGUAAUAAAGUCCAGCUGUUUUUCUCUC
Messenger RNA from Anolis carolinensis (green anole), 5044 nucleotides. It is a transcript of the gene crtc1, whose product is annotated as CREB regulated transcription coactivator 1. Gene Ontology annotation, cellular component: nucleus; cytoplasm. Gene Ontology annotation, biological process: protein homotetramerization; positive regulation of transcription by RNA polymerase II. Bases 559 to 2811 code for a protein of 750 amino acids. Lineage: Eukaryota; Metazoa; Chordata; Lepidosauria; Squamata; Anolidae. Gene Ontology annotation, molecular function: cAMP response element binding protein binding. The transcript has 15 exons. The record is from RefSeq and is a predicted model, not a curated record.